AUGGAUUUUGUGCAUGAGUACGUAAAGCUCCGCAGUGACUUUGGCCGCCAAUGUCUCUUUUCCGACCGUCACGUGGAGCUGAUAGCUGAUGUUCCUUCUAACCCAAAGCUGGCACUGCACUUCUCUCCGAGGGAGACCAGAGAUGUCGGGAUGCAAGGCUGCUGGCAAAUGUCGGAACAUGAGGUGAAUACAGAAAGGUUUGAGUAUGAAAACUGUGGGAUAAACCAUGUGGAAGGUGGGUGGCCCAAAGACAUCAACCACCUAGAGAUGGAGCAAACUAUUCGUUUUAGAAAGAAGGUGGAGAAAGAUGAGGGCUACAUGAAUAGCAUACAGCUGCUAGGCACGCUUACAGCACAGUGUGUUGGACAGAACAACGCUGUGGAUAUCUACGAAGAGUACUUUGAGAAGGAGGACUUGCUGGGAGAGAUUCAGGAAGCGCCAUCUGCCAAAACUGUCAAUGUGUUGAGGGACCCUAACCAAAUAAAACGGUAUGUCACCUCUCUCUCUUGGCAUCCCCAUGAAGGCAGGAGUCUAGCGGCUGCCUACUCCUGCCUUGACUUACAGAGAGCCGCCACAGGCAUGAGCACAGACUCAUACAUUUGGAACAUUGAGAACCCUACCAAGCCUGAGAUGACUCUCAAACCAGCGUGUCAACUUGUCUGUCUGGAGUAUAACCCCAACGACUCGCACACUCUAAUCAGUGGCUGCUGCAAUGGACAGAUUGUGUUUUGGGACACCCGUACAGGCAGUCAUCCAGUAGAGGUUUCCACUCUGGAGCACAGUCACAGAGACCCUGUCUACAAGGCAAUUUGGUUACAAUCCGAGACUGGAACAGAAGCCUUUUCUGCCUCCACUGAUGGGCAGAUUCUGUGGUGGGAUGUCCGCCAGCUGAGCAAGCCUAUGGAGAGGCUGGUUCUAGACCUAGGUUGGGAGGAAAACUUGGACAAUGCUUUAGGAGCCAUCUCUCUGGAGUAUGACGUUACCAUGCCAGACAACUUCUUGGUUGGAACAGACCUGGGUGUUGUCGUGUGCUGCAACAGGACAGCUGAGACUCUGUCUGAGAAGGUUGUCUGUAUAUACGAUGGCCACUAUGGACCUGUCUAUGCCGUCAAGAGGAACCCUUUCUUUCCAAGAAACUUCCUCACUGUGGGGGACUGGGGGGCCCGCAUCUGGUCCGAGGACAUCAAGGAUUCAUCUAUAAUGUGGACUAAGUAUCAGAUGUCCUACUUGACAGAUGCCUGCUGGAGUCCUGUCAGACCCUCCGUCUUCUUCACCGUUAAGAUGGACGGUGUGCUCGACAUCUGGGACAUCUUGUUUAAGCAAAGCAACCCCACGUUGAGUGUCAAGGUGUGUGAUGACGCUUUGUGUAGCCUCCGGGCCCAUGAGAAUGGAUGCAUGUUAGCUUGCGGCUCCCAGAAAGGAGCCAUCAUACUACUGGAGAUCUGCUCAGGGUUGUGCACCCUACAGCAAAAUGAACAUGGCCUCGUGGAAGAGAUGUUAGAACGUGAGGCGAAGCGUGAAAGUAUCCUCAAGGCUCUGAGAAGUGGGGAUGAGAACACAGAUUCAGAACAGCUGAUCCUGAGAGCUGAGCGAGACUUCCACAACCUGCUGCAGGCAGAGCAGAGAAAGAGGGGAUUGGACUCGAGACAGCGGAGGCAGCCAUAUUAA
Dunckerocampus dactyliophorus (ringed pipefish) is the source of this 1668-nucleotide messenger RNA. RefSeq names its product dynein axonemal intermediate chain 2-like. Gene Ontology annotation, molecular function: dynein heavy chain binding; dynein light chain binding. Bases 1 to 1668 code for a protein of 555 amino acids. Lineage: Eukaryota; Metazoa; Chordata; Actinopteri; Syngnathiformes; Syngnathidae. The record is from RefSeq and is a predicted model, not a curated record. The transcript is spliced from 11 exons. Gene Ontology annotation, biological process: outer dynein arm assembly; cilium movement. Gene Ontology annotation, cellular component: outer dynein arm.